Drosophila mojavensis is the source of this 957-nucleotide messenger RNA. RefSeq lists its product as uncharacterized. The transcript is spliced from 3 exons. The record is from RefSeq and is a predicted model, not a curated record. The coding region runs from base 78 to 506 and encodes 142 amino acids. Gene Ontology annotation, biological process: regulation of transcription by RNA polymerase II. Lineage: Eukaryota; Metazoa; Arthropoda; Insecta; Diptera; Drosophilidae. Gene Ontology annotation, cellular component: nucleus; transcription regulator complex.
CAGUCGCUGCCAUACAAGCUGUGGGCAUAUUGGUCUGGCAGCGCUAUGUCAGGUUUCUGCCAGACGCCAUAUAAGCAAUGGAGGCGAGAACUAAACAACACUUCAAUGAUAGGGUAAGCGCCAAGAAACGCUGUCGGAGAUCGCGAAAAAUCGAACAGGAGUGGAAACCAGAUGAUGUCCGUUUGCUCAUCCGGCUCGUGGGACAGCGGAAAUUGCUAUGGGAUCCAAGCAAUCCGAAUCACAAGGAUAGCAAAUCGCGCGAGCAAGCAUUUCAAAUGAUAGCCAGCAAACUGGAUCGCACCCUGGCCGACUGUAAGGCCAAGUGGGACAAUCUGCGAGCCCAAUAUAGAAGCUAUCAGGCGAAGGCGACCCAAAACAUUGAGAUUAAAUGGCAAUACUUUGAGCCUCUAAGCUUUUUGCAUGAAGUCUGCGAGCCACGCAAGUCCAAAGCCAAUUCUUUACAGCUCGAACCGAAUGAUGAGGUUUCUAUCAAGCGCUCACCCUGACUGUCAUUGAUGGAAGAGGUGGACACCUGCUCCACUAUGUUCUCCUUGGCUGCGAAUGCUCCAGAACUGCACGAAGGAUCUUUAGCUGUAAGGGAGCCAAACACACAUUCUCACCAAAUCUUUGGCGAUUUUGUAGCCGACGAAAUGCGCCGCCUGCCGCCCCAUAUAGCUGAUGAGCUAAAGCGAAAUAUCCUAAAACUGAUUGUCGAGGCAUUGGACAGACAAUAGUUGAAAAAUAUAAAUAUAUUAUCCUAACUGAAUUUAUUUUAUUACCAAUUUUGAUUUCAUUAGUCUGUAUUUCAGUAUUUUUCGCAAUCUGUACAGAAAUAUACUAAUAAAACUAUUAAUCAAUGCAUUGUUAACAUACUGAAUUUAAUAUAAUAUUUAUUUUAAUUGAUAAAUGUAAAUGUUCUAUGAAAUGAAAUUCUCUAAUAAACAGUUGCAAACAGAA